This is a messenger RNA of Spodoptera littoralis (African cotton leafworm), 750 nucleotides long. Lineage: Eukaryota; Metazoa; Arthropoda; Insecta; Lepidoptera; Noctuidae. The record is from the annotation of a GenBank genome assembly.
AUGACAGAGAGGAAAAUGUGCAAGUUCUACAAUUUAAACGUACCUGAACGUCGAUCUGGGGAAGGUGGCCAGGGUGGCCACGGUGGUGGCGUUAACCAGAACCACGGUAACAAUGAAGAGGAUGACAGGAACUCUGACGAGGCGACGCCGCCUCCCGUGCCGGCGCACGAGCAUAAGCUCGAGUACUCCUACUGGAUGUGGUUCUCGCGGCGUCCUCCCGCGCGCGAGCUGUCCACUACUCCUUCAGGCUACGUUCAGGCGCUACGUUUGGUGGGUAGGGUGGCGAGCGUGGAACAGUGGUGGGGUCUGUACACGCACCUGGCGCGACCCUCGGAGCUGCCGCCGCUGUCCGACCUGCACCUCUUCAAACUGGGCAUCAAGCCCAUGUGGGAGGACCCCGCCAAUGUCAAUGGAGGGAAAUGGGUUGUGCGGCUACGCAAAACACAGACGGGUCGGGCAUGGGAAGAUUUGUGUAUGGCAAUGUUGGGGGAGCAGUUCAUGGUCGGCCCGGAGCUUUGCGGCGUUGUACUAUCCGUACGGUUCCAGGACGACCACCUGGCGGUGUGGCACCGCACGGCGUCGGACACGGCGAUGGCGGCGCGCGUGCGAGACGCGCUGCGCCGCAUCCUGCAGCUGCCCGCCACCGUGGCCAUCGAGUACAAGGCGCACGGCGACUGCCUGCGCGCGUCCGCCAGCCGCGCGGCGGCCGACGAGGCGCCGAGCCCGCCCAGCCCCUCGCCCUCGUCCUAG